Myripristis murdjan (pinecone soldierfish) is the source of this 2217-nucleotide messenger RNA. It is a transcript of the gene wasf3b, whose product is annotated as WASP family member 3b. The transcript is spliced from 9 exons. Gene Ontology annotation, cellular component: SCAR complex; cytoskeleton. Gene Ontology annotation, biological process: positive regulation of Arp2/3 complex-mediated actin nucleation; actin cytoskeleton organization. The record is from RefSeq and is a predicted model, not a curated record. Gene Ontology annotation, molecular function: Arp2/3 complex binding; protein kinase A regulatory subunit binding; actin binding. The coding region runs from base 137 to 1597 and encodes 486 amino acids. NCBI's taxonomy places the organism in Eukaryota, Metazoa, Chordata, Actinopteri, Holocentriformes, Holocentridae.
UUUUUUCGGAGUAGCCAGACGGGCUUGGGGACACAGGAUGGCAGAGCUAAUAGAAGUAUCUAACGGGACAUGCGGACGGACUGAAUUCGUCUAAUAUUUCAAGUGCUGUGUGUGUGAGUCGGUGCGCAGCCUCACCAUGCCGCUGGUAAAGAGGAACAUCGAGCCCCGUCACCUGUGCCGAGGGGAGCUCCCUGAUGGUAUCGGCAGUGAGUUGGAGUGUGUGAUGAACAACACGCUUUCUGCCAUCAUCCGCCAGCUCAGCAGCCUGAGUAAACAUGCAGAGGACAUAUUUGGUGAGCUGUUUAAUGAGGCCAACACAUUCUACCUGCGUGCCAACUCUCUCCAGGACCGCAUUGACCGAUUGGCCGUCAAGGUCACCCAGCUGGACUCCACUGUGGAGGAAGUUUCUCUGCAGGACAUCAACAUGAGGAAAGCCUUCAAGAGCUCUACCACUCAGGACCAGCAGGUGGUGUCCAAGAGCAGUGUGCCCAACCCUGUCAGAGAGAUGUACAAUCUGAGCGACAAGCCUCCGCCACUCAACAUCCUCUCACCUUACAGGGAUGACCACAAGGAAGGGCUCAAGUUCUAUACCGACCCUUCCUACUUCUUUGACCUGUGGAAGGAAAAGAUGCUGCAGGACACAGAGGACAAGAGGAAAGAGAAGAGGAAGCAGAAGGAGCAGAAGCGUUGUGUCGAUGGGACGUUACAGAGGGAGGUGAAGAAGGUCCGCAAGGCGAGGAACCGUCGGCAGGAGUGGAAUAUGAUGGCUCUGGAUAAAGAGCUGAGGCCAGACCAUCGUCACACCAUACAUCGAGAUCGCGGGGCUUCAUCUGAGGGCUCCAUGUCACCAGAAAACAGGGGUCACAGUGCUGAUCAACACCACUACCCCAAUGCCAUGAACCACGCUGGCCACGCCCACACCUAUUCCGGCCCUCCACCCAGCGUCCUGGCUGCCCAGAUGGCCGCAGGGCACGUCACUCUUGGAAACGAACACGACUACAGGGGCAGGGCCAUGGCCUAUCAGGGCGGGACACUGGGACGUGCCCACCACCAGGUCCCGCCCCCUCCUCCGCCAACUGAGACCAUGAAUGGCGGCUCCAUGUCCCUCCCACCUGUGGACUACAGUAUGGAUGGAUACGCCAACACUGGUCCUCCUCCUCCUCCCCCCGCCCCUCUAAUCCCUUCAGCCCAGACUGCCUUUGCCACACCUCCUGGAGGCCCACUUCCUCCUCCUGGUCCAAUAACCAGCGCUGGAGGUUAUGCCCCACCUCCACCACCUGUAGCUGGACCCCUGGCAGCCCCACCUCCUCCUGGCCCUCCACCUCCGCUCCUUCCAGCUGGUGCCUCCCACUCCACCGUCCCCAAGAUGGCCUCUGCACCUGCUGAGGCCCCGCCAGUCAGCGACGCCCGCAGUGAUCUGCUGGCGGCCAUACGCAUGGGCAUCCAGCUGAAGAAGGUGCAGGAGCAGCAGGAGCAGCAGGCCAAGAGGGAGCCGGUUGGCAACGACGUAGCCACCAUCCUGUCCCGACGCAUUGCUGUGGAGUACUCUGACUCUGAGGACGACUCCGAGUUGGAGGAAAACGAUUGGUCCGAUUAACACUCGCUCAGGAUACGCACAAACACACCUUACAAACAAAACAAUCACUUAAGACACACUCGCACACAAUCAGUCAGUCAAUGACACUUUCACCUGAACGAAUGCCCACUGUUUCACAAUCACAGGUUGUCACACAUUGCUGAAAACACACACACACACACACACACACACACACACACACACACACACAAGCCUACACACAAUCACAUGCUGUAGGUUGAAAUGAUAUAAGCUGAAUGGUCCAAAACUGGAAUUUUUGGGGUGUAUUCAAGAUGCACAAACAUUGUAGAGGCUAGUAAUAUACCUUGUUAGGUUCUUACACUGUGAUGCUGACCACUCUCUGAAACCCUAACACUGAGUUUGACACUUACUCUUCAGGCAUUGUGAAUACACCCCGAUGGAUUUUGCUCUCUACCUGUUGUAACACUAUAGACACCCUGUGAAGGUGCUUAUCUCAUGUAUAGUCAAGGCUUAAGAGUGUUAGCAAGAAAUAGAAAUAUCCCUCUUGAGCUUACCGAUGUACUUGUCUUUUUUUUAAUGUUUUUACUGAAACACUUGUUUAUCUAUAGACAAGUUUUUAACGUGUAGAUUACAAGUAACUGGAAGUAAACAAAAAAAAA